AUGGCCUCGAAGACCUGGAACGUCGGAAUCGUCGGCUACGGCCUCAGUGCCAAGACCUUCCACAUCCCCUUCAUCCAGGAAGUCCCCCAGUUCAAGAUCUACGCGGUCGUGCAGCGCACCCCCAAGCCCGACGAUGAUGCGGAGAAGGACCACCCCGGCAUCAAGUCCUACCGGAGCACCGAGGAGCUCAUCAAGGACGAGAAGGUCCACGUGGUGGUCAUCACCACUGCCCCCGACUCGCAUUACGCGUUGGUGAAGUUGGCGCUGGAGAACGGAAAGCACGUCGUGUGCGAGAAGCCCUUCACCCCCACCUCCCAAGAGGCCGACGAGCUCGUCGCCCUCGCCAGCAAGCAGAACAAGCUCUUGGCCGUUUACCAGAACCGCCGGUGGGAUGCCGACUUCGUGACCCUGUCCAAGCUGGUGACCAACGGCUCUCUGGGCCGGGUGGUGGAGUUCGAGACGCACUUCGACCGCCACCGCCCCGAGGAGCCGGCAGCGGAUGUGUCCAAGUGGAAGAACAAGGUCAUUCCUGGUGGCAGUGCCAUCUACGACCUGGGAACCCACCUGUUGGAUCAGACUGUCCAUCUGCUCGGCAAACCGGACCGUGUCACCGCAUUCAUUGGCACGCAGAGAGAGAUAAACACGAACGGAUUCGAGGAUUCCUUCACCGUUCUGCUCCACUACCCCAAGGGUCUCCUUGCCACAGUCAAGGCGGGCGUUGUGAGUCCCGAGGAGGAACAGCUGCGCUUCUGGGUUCGUGGAGACAAGGGCAGCUUCAAGAAGUACCACCUCGAUGUGCAGGAGGAACAACUCAAGGCGGGAGUGAAGCCCGGUGACAGCGGGUAUGGCCGGGAGCCAUCUGAGAGAUACGGCACACUCACUACUAUACAGAACGGCAAACCCGUGAAGGAAGUGACUCCCACAGUGGAGCCGCCGACCUGGACGGAGUACUACAGGAAGUUGGCUCGGGCGCUCGGCGGCGAGGGGGUUCUCCCGGCCAGUGGAGCGGAAGCUCGCGAAGUGAUCCGGCUGAUCGAGUUGGCCCAGGAGAGUUCGCGGCUGGGCAAGACGCUGGAUGUCUAGAAAGGAUGAAUGUAGUCGGCCAUGAUAUGAUGAUAGAAUGAACAUAGAACCAAAUAAAUGUACGGGAGAGUGUAUGCAAGUUUG
Molecule: messenger RNA, 1167 nt
Organism: Aspergillus heteromorphus CBS 117.55
Lineage: Eukaryota; Fungi; Ascomycota; Eurotiomycetes; Eurotiales; Aspergillaceae
Product: putative NAD binding Rossmann fold oxidoreductase
Exons: 5
Coding region: 1-1083 (360 amino acids)
Molecular function (GO): nucleotide binding
Source: RefSeq, a predicted model, not a curated record